AUGGCUGUAUCCCUCACACAUGAGCAAAGAGAAUCUGUUAUUGACAUCACAGUGCAGAUGACUACAAAUUCGAGUUUAGAUCCUGUGGCUGAGACACCUGGAGAAUUUGCCCUUGGGUACUGGGUGGAGAUCCUCUCUCUUGCCAUUGCUGUUGGUGGGCUGGUGGGCAACAGCAUCAUCCUGUGGCUCCUGGGCUUCCGCAUCCAGAGGAGCCCCUUCUCCGUCUACAUCCUCAACCUGGCUGGGUCCGAUGCCCUCUUCCUUGGUAGCUGCUUUGUGUUGUGCCUGUGGGAAAUUCUUGGAGAUUUAGACACUGUUCCUGAACUGCUAGGGCCCUGCAUCCUAAACCUGCCCUAUUUUGUAGGUUUAACCCUUCUGGUGGCAAUCAGCACUGAGCGCUGUCUCUCAGUGCUCUUCCCUAUCUGGUACCGAUGUCAUCGGCCCAAGCACAUGUCUGCUACUGUGUGCACAUUCCUAUGGGCACUGCAGGGCCUAUCCUGGGGAGCAUUUGUGGCUCUUUAUUUCCUUGCAAAUCACCUGGUUUUUGACCUUUUCUACCCCACUCUGCUCUUUGUUGGGUUUGGGUGGUUCUCCCUCCUCACCUGUGUGCUCUGCAUGUCGAGCCUAAGCCUGGUGCUGAGGGUCCAGUGCAGCUCCAGGCGCAGGAGGCCCCCCAGGCUCUAUCUCUUGGUCCUGCUUGCAGUCCUCGUGUUCCUGCUCUGUGGCCUGCCCUUGGGAAUUUUUGACUCAAUGCAGUUUUUCAUGGACAUCUCUUUAAUACCUUAUAGGAUCUCGAGGCUCCUGGCUUGUGUGAACAGCAGCGCAAACCCUUUCAUUUACUUCUUCCUGGGCAGCCAAUCAUGUAAAAGAGGGAGGGAACCCCUCAGGGUGGUCCUCCAGAGGGCCUUGGGGGAGGAGCAGUUGCAGAUCUGGGCAAAGGACACUUCCCUCCCCAACACUCUGGAUAAAUUAUCCUGA
Gracilinanus agilis (Agile Gracile Mouse Opossum) is the source of this 978-nucleotide messenger RNA. Its product is annotated as mas-related G-protein coupled receptor member X1-like. Gene Ontology annotation, biological process: G protein-coupled receptor signaling pathway. Bases 1 to 978 code for a protein of 325 amino acids. NCBI's taxonomy places the organism in Eukaryota, Metazoa, Chordata, Mammalia, Didelphimorphia, Didelphidae. The transcript has 2 exons. Gene Ontology annotation, cellular component: membrane. Gene Ontology annotation, molecular function: G protein-coupled receptor activity. The record is from RefSeq and is a predicted model, not a curated record.